Anoplopoma fimbria (sablefish) is the source of this 2160-nucleotide messenger RNA. Its product is annotated as CST complex subunit CTC1-like. Gene Ontology annotation, molecular function: telomeric repeat DNA binding; single-stranded DNA binding. Lineage: Eukaryota; Metazoa; Chordata; Actinopteri; Perciformes; Anoplopomatidae. Gene Ontology annotation, cellular component: CST complex. The record is from RefSeq and is a predicted model, not a curated record. Gene Ontology annotation, biological process: telomere maintenance via telomere lengthening; positive regulation of DNA replication.
UCCAUCAUGUCCACUUCCUGUACCGGCCCUGUCCUGACUUUCCUCCCAGCAUGCUUUGCACCUGCCUACGAUCCAGCCUCAGGGUCACCGCCUUCAGCAGGGUGGGGGGGUCGUCACCUGACUCCAGCUGCCCCGGUGAUGGAGCGUUACCACGGUUACUGCUGGAGAAAAACAUGGGUGUGUCCGAGUACCUGUGGACCUGUCACCUGAGCUCACAGCUCACUCACAGUCUGGUCCCCAGUGUGUUGAAGCAGCAGUGUGUGUGCGUGUUGUCCUGGAAGCUGAUGGAGUUUGUGAUGAGGCGACGAAGAAGAAGAGGAAGGAGGGAAAUCUACUCAGAGAUGUUGGACGAGCCUCACACCUGUCCUCUGACACAGUACAGUGUUGACCCUUACAGUGUUGACCCUGCAGUACAUCAGUACAUCAGUAUAUCAGAGCUCAGUCAGUCUCUACAGUCAGAGUGCUGGUCUUCGGUCUCGCUGAGCUCUCUGCUGCCUCCUGGUGGAUCCGGUCUCACCAGGUCUCAGAUCAACACAGCACUGGCUUGGUCCUGCAGGACUCUGACCUCUGACCUCCAGGAACGGCCCCAGACUGGAGACAGACUCAGGCGGCGCCCCCUGCUGCUGGUCGGGGUGUUGGAGCUCCCAUCACUGACGUCUGAACAAACCCUGCAGCUCAGAGACACUACGGGGGCUGUGGCCUGUGUCGCCACGGAAACCAGCGAGGAGGAGGAGGGAGGUCAGAGGGCAGCCUUCAACACUGCCUGGAUAGAGGGGGAGGAGUCCAGCGAUGAUGUCACAGCGAGGAAACAGACAGCAGAAGAAGAAGAGACGGAGGGAGCUCAGACUGCAGCGAGGAAGAGAAGAAGAGAGGCCGACUCCUCCGUUACCGUGACUACCGGCCCCCGACCCUGCGUCUCCGUGGUGAUCAGGCUGGAGCAGAAGGAGGGCGUGUCCUGGAGAAACAUGGCGGCGAGGCUAAAGGGAGAGGAGGCGGGGCUUACACUGUGCUUCUCAGUCAGAGCUGCUGUGAUUGGUCCAGUGGUCAGCUGGGGGCGGGACCCGAAGAACGGACCAAUGACAGACAGAGAGACGGAGACAGAGAGCGAGUACAAGGUGGUCCUGGUGUUCUCAGGUGGGUCGGCCCGCUGGUUUCCUCUCCUCCAGCCCGGAUGUUUCUACAGACUCACCGCUCCCAACACACAGGCUCUCUCGCCCACAGUCCUGUCCGUCUCUGAUGUCUUGGACUGCAGGUCAGAGUUGGUGUGUUUUCAGGCUCAGGUGUGUGACAGGAUCAGUCUCAACAACAGGACCAGUGACUCUGUUGCAGGUGUGUGUGCUGGUGUGCGACUCACAGUGUGUGACCAGAUUGGGAGGACUGUUCAGGUGUACCUGGACUUGAGCCACACCCCCUACCCACCUGGCCUGUUGCCUGGCAACACGCUGCUUCUGUCUGCUUUCCAGCGGAGAGUGUCCAGGUCUGGAGGUGUGUACUGCAGUUCUCUCCCUGUCAGCUCUCUAACCGUCGUGUCACUGGGAGAUUCGAGCUCCGCCCUGCCUCCCCCUGCUCCCAUGAUGCAUCUGGGUGCGUGGUCAGUGAGCAGAGAGCAGAGGUGCAUUGUGGGUCAGGUCACAGGUCACGUGGUGUGUUUCCUGUUCCUGCAGCUGCAGUGGAGCUGCUCGCUGUGUGGGAGUCUCUACAUGCAGACGUGUUCCAGUUCUCCGUGUGGAUCCACCAGCUCCGUCUUUCAGUCCAAAGCAAAGCUGGUGAUUGAUGACGGCACAGGUGAGGCUCACGUGUGGUUCUCCGGUGCUCUGGUUCGUCCUCUGCUCGGAUUGGCUGAUUCUCAGUGGGAGGGGCUUCAGAGAGCACUAAGGGUCAGAGGUCACAUCAGAGUCUACCCCCGGGGGCGGAGCAUGAGAUUAAGAGGUUCAGCAGAGGAGAACGAGACUUCAUGACCAGGGUGACUCCUCCUCUACAGCUCACCUGUCUGCACCUGAACACUGAUGAUGUCACCGUCAGCACACUGAUACGCAGGUGAUCGGUCACAGGAAGAGGCGGAGCCAGCUCACCUUUCUUUGAAUGUAGUUUCUCCAUUUUACAGAAUGUGUUGAUGUUCUGUUUAUAGAAGUUAUUAAAUCUUCAUUUAUUCCUCCUGAA